UCCAGGAGGAAUUGAUGUGAAAGAACUUAAUGAAAAGUUUGCUAUGGACAAUGUGGCAAGUUGUGCUUUUGGAAUUGACGUAGAAUAGCUUCAAGACCAAGAUUCUGAUUUUAUUCGAGCAGCAAAAAAGAUUUUCGAGCCUUCAUUCUCAAACAUGAUUAAAUUUCUAUUAACAUUCAUGGCGCCUACAAUAACUAAAAUUCUUAAAUUUCGUAUAAUGCCUCCAGAAACUGCAAAUUUCAUGAGUCAAAUAGUAAAUCAAAACAUCAAAUACCGAGAAGAGCACAACAUCACUAGAGAUGAUUUCUUACAAGGCAUGUUGAACUCAAGAAGCAAAACCCAAGGCGAAUUUCCACCUUUGACCAAUAUGGAAAUGACUGGACAUGCCGUAUCUUUUCUCACAGAUGGUUAUGAAACAUCCAGUGGUGUUAUGGCAUUCACAUUUUACGUAGCCAAGUAUAAGGAUAUCCAAAACAAAUUGCGUAAAGAAAUUGAAGAAGUUUUGAACAAACAUGAUGGACAAAUGACUUAUGAAGCUAUUAUGGAAAUGUCGUAUCUUGAGAAAGUUAUUUAUGAGACCAUGAGAAUGUACCCUCCAGCUUUGAUGCUACAGAAAAGAUGCACUCAAGAAUGCACUUUGCCUGGUAAAUCAUCCGAAGACAUUACCCUGCAUCCAGGAGAUGCUGUUGUAAUUCCUGUCUAUUCUAUUCAUCAUGAUCCAGAAUUUUAUUCAGAUCCAGAAAAAUUUGACCCUGAAAGAUUCACUGAAGAAGAGAAAACAUCGAGACAUUCAUAUGCAUUUUUAGGAUUUGGUGCAGGUCCAAGGACCUGUUUAGGAAUGCGUUUCGCUCUUUUGCAAAUGAAAGUUGCAUUGAUGUCUGCUGUUAAAAACUUUGAAUUAUCUGUAAAUUCGAAAACAAAGGAGCCACUAGUAUUCGACAGCAAGUCGUUUACUUUGAGAGCCAAGGAUGGUUUAUGGAUAGAUUUCAAAAAGCUGUGA
Molecule: messenger RNA, 1000 nt
Organism: Ctenocephalides felis (cat flea)
Lineage: Eukaryota; Metazoa; Arthropoda; Insecta; Siphonaptera; Pulicidae
Product: probable cytochrome P450 6a13
Exons: 8
Coding region: 179-1000 (273 amino acids)
Molecular function (GO): monooxygenase activity; iron ion binding; oxidoreductase activity, acting on paired donors, with incorporation or reduction of molecular oxygen
Source: RefSeq, a predicted model, not a curated record